Messenger RNA from Lichtheimia ornata, 1074 nucleotides. RefSeq lists its product as uncharacterized. The record is from RefSeq and is a predicted model, not a curated record. Gene Ontology annotation, cellular component: Golgi apparatus. The transcript has 6 exons. NCBI's taxonomy places the organism in Eukaryota, Fungi, Mucoromycota, Mucoromycetes, Mucorales, Lichtheimiaceae. Bases 1 to 1074 code for a protein of 357 amino acids.
AUGGUGACAAUCAACAAGAUCAUAACGCGUAUUACAGAGACUCGCUGGUCGAAACUCUAUAUUGCAACUGCGGCAGUACAAGCGCUUAUCAUCAUUAUAUUACAAGCGCUGAUAUGUUCUCAAAACACACUACAAGCAGCAUAUCUACCAGAGCCGUCCGAAGUUAAUGUACUCUAUUCGACCAUAAAUGGCGACGACGCAAAGAUACCAGAACAAGCAGCCGAUCGUUUGGGACGUAUUAAAUGGGAAAACCUUGCAUUUAUUGGAUUCCAAGUAUGGUUUCUUGGCAUGGUCUUUGAUGCUACCGUAUAUCAAAACACAGCCGAAAUCCUUGCCCUGGCUUUUCUCAAUGCAGUAUGUGCUGUGUUAGGUGCCUUGCAAGUGGUCGAUGGUGUCCGAUGGCUGGAUCGAUUAAGCACUACCGAUUAUCCAACUACGCCCCUGCAAACAGCCAUGCGACUUGAAAUUGCUCUCUCAGUGGUGAUUCUUUUAUUUGCCUGUGCCAUGAUCUAUCUCAGUUACGGCAUGUCUCGACAAUUUGGAUGGAACAUUUACAAGAAAAUCGGUGCCGAUGUUCAAAUGCAACGCAUGUACCGCAUGUUUCAAUUCUUUGUUCUUGGUCUUAAGAUUGACAUUUUCAUGGAGUUCUUGGUUUCUUUGUUCUAUGUGAUUCAAUUUGGCAUGACAUCCGAUAUCGUUACAUGGGAAUCUGGUAUCCAAAUUGUCGUCACCAUUCUUAUAUUGCCAAUGCUUUAUUUUGCACGCACUGCGGGAAGCACCGAAAGCUAUGGUCGAAUGAUUACAUUUGUCACUUUUGAAGGCAUUGUCAUUGUUCACUUUUCAUUGAUGCUAUCACAAACCGUACAGCCUUACAACAAUUGGUAUACCUGGAUCUGCCUCGUGGUUAUUGGCAUUUUGCUCACGGCAGCAACUGGUGUAUUGGGUGUCAUUUGCAUGAAAAACUUUGGACGUGGUCUGAAAGCUUAUGUUCAACGUGGUCGAUCUAAAAAGGAGCGACAAGAUGUAGAAAUGGCGAGCAAAAACGAUACAGCCUGGCAAAUUGACGAAGAUUAG